AUGAGAUAACUUUAAAAAAUAUUUAAUGAAAUUGAUGAAAUUGAUAUUGAUGAAUUAUCAAGUAGGAUAGUUUUAGUUUCAAAAUAGAUUCAGAAAAAGAAGGAGGAAACUUUUGUUUCUAUUUAAUAAUAAAUCUAGAAAUCUUUGAAUUAUCUAUAACCAUUAAAGACAGACGAUCAACAAUUAUUUAAUUUUGAAAAUCAUGAAUAAUGUUUACAAAGAGUUUGUGAUGUAUGCAUAUUUUCUUUAUUUGAGGAUAUUUUUGUCAAUAUCUAGGAACAAUUAGAAAUUUAGAACUCGUUAAAUGAAUUGAUUGCCAUAAUGCAGGAACAACAAUUAUAAAUUAAUUAAUUUCCUCAAUCUAAGAACUUACAGUUAAUAUCUGAAUACAACAACAACAAGAUAAUAAAAGAAAGAUUGGAAGGAGCAUUAAAAAUUAAUUAGAGUCAUAAGGAAAUCCUGAAAGAAAUUCUUAUUAAAAUAGGAUAAGACAAUUCCAAUCAGAAGAUCAACUAUCAAAUUUCAAUCAAGCAAUCUCAACUAGAUCUUAUAUAUCUUAUUCAAUAAAAUUCAGUAUUAAAUGAAAAAAUAAUUGAAUUAGAAAGUUAAUUAAAGGAAAAGAACAGUUAACUUCUAAAAUUUAGUUAUUAUAUUUAACAGAUUGAAAAUAGUUAAUAAAAUUAGAACAUCCAGUAUGUUGUAUCUCAAAAGAUCUCAUAAUAGGAUUAGAAUACUUAAUCAUAACAAGACCAUAAUAAUGCUUAAGAUUGUUAGGUUAAUUAAUCAUAAUCGGAUGAAUUCUAUUCCAUUAUUGAUUAGAGUCUGAAUAACUUUUAUGAAAAUCAAUGCAGAUAAAGUUAGGCAAAACCUUAACAAUCAAUGACAGUCCUCAAACCCAUAAAUCAAAAUAUUAUAGUUUAAUAAAGUUUUCAAAAAUAGAAAGCAACUUUAAAUUCUGAAAGGAAGGUUAAUUUUAGUUUUGAUUAUGGAAACCCUCUGGAAACAAACAAUAGUUUUACGUAAUAAGAAGAUGAGAAUUACUAAUUUAAUUUUUGA
Paramecium tetraurelia is the source of this 1056-nucleotide messenger RNA. RefSeq lists its product as uncharacterized. The transcript has a single exon. Lineage: Eukaryota; Ciliophora; Oligohymenophorea; Peniculida; Parameciidae. The record is from RefSeq and is a predicted model, not a curated record.